AUGUCCAACAUCAUCCCAAUAACUCCGGUCAUCCAACAGCCUCCGACUACACCAGUCAUCGUUUCGGCGACAUACGGUGGUGCUGAUGUCACUUACCAACUCCGGCAGAAAUUGAACAACACUGGUGUCUUUGAGGACUUCACCUUCACCGUGGGCAAUGGGUUCUUUGGUUUCGAUCCGAAUCCCGGAAUCGUCAAAGCCUGUGUCGUGGUUUAUCAGCUGGCCAUAAUGAAUCCGGAAGCACCCGGGUUGGGCCCGGGAAACUUCAAGACUGCGACAGGCAAGGAAGGCCAAUCGAUCACCCUCAAUUUCUUUGCGUACUUGUCGGCAGAAACGCCUGAACUGAAGGAGCCGGCCCCUACCAUGCCCAGCAAACAAUACAUCGUUUCGGCGGUAUGGUACAACGCCGAUGUCACGGCGAAUGUGCAAGCGGCUUUCACAUCUGCAUUUACCCCCGACUACAACACUCCCAUCACGGUCUCCUCCGAAGCCCUCGGCAUUCCCGACCCAGCUUGGGGUACGAACAAGCAGUUUUCGGUUACAUACGGUAGCUACGUGUCGGGUAGAUGGGUUUACCAAGCCAAAGUCUCUCUCCAACAGCCCAUGUCGUGGCAACUUACUAUACCAUCCGUAGUCUGGUCCGAUGUCGGCAUCAGCGUCAUCUUCGCAACGUGGGGCGGCAAGGAUGUGACUGCGGAGUUCUCUUCAGCCUACCAGAACUGGUUGGCUUCCGACAUUGGGGCGUUGACUGUUCCGGGAAACUAUCGACCUUGGACCUUCACGGCCUCCAACGCUACCCUCGGCGGAGAUCCGAACUAUGGAAUUCCCAAAGCCUUCGUCGUGAUCUGCCGGGUGGUAGCCUGGCCGCAGAGCCCCUCAGGAAAAGUCAACAUCUCCGGCUAUCGAGCUCUGUCGUGCCGUGAAGGGGGUACAAUCGACGCGGACGUGAACAAAAUGGACUGGUCCCCGGAUCCAUACGCUUGGCCACCCAGCACAAUCAUGAAUGGGUACCCAUGGGUAUUCAGGGCGGUCUAUUCGACGACCGACGUCACCAACGCUCUGAAUCAAUCGCUCAUGGCGAUGGCUCACCCGCCAUCGGGAGUGCCGCCGCCUCUUACGACAGGGUCAAUCUGUACGAUCAAUAUGCCUCAAAUGGCGGGAGGCGAUCCUUGGCCCGGCGUACAGAAACAAUUGACGAUGGUGCAGGGCUUCCCAAUCAACGAUGGCACUGGAAGUUGGCAGCUUGGAGCAUACUGUGCUCUGCAGGAAUCGGACACAUGGGCCCUUCCACUCGCCCCGCCGGGCAUUACGUACAGAAAAGUCACCUUCGCCAACAAAGGCCCGGUGAUUGCCUAUCCUCAGGUCAGCAGCCUCGACACAUCAUGGCAGUGGUCCCCUCAACCAGAGCCCAGCUGGGCAAUUGACGAUGGUCAAUCAAGGACGGUCGACCUCAUCAAUGAUGCUAAGUGUCAGUCACUGUACACCUACAACGUCAACUUCUACAUUGCCGGUGCACCGAGCACUGCGCCCACCACCAUCACCGUCAGUGACAGUCCCACGAAUUCCCUUACUUUGGACAACUAUGGAGCCACUAUAACCGCAGAAGAAGGCGAGGACAUUGCAUUCCACGUUAUCGAAAUCCUCCUGGACAUUGCCGAGAUUUUUAUGGAGUAG
Messenger RNA from Neohortaea acidophila, 1674 nucleotides. RefSeq lists its product as uncharacterized. Bases 1 to 1674 code for a protein of 557 amino acids. The record is from RefSeq and is a predicted model, not a curated record. Lineage: Eukaryota; Fungi; Ascomycota; Dothideomycetes; Mycosphaerellales; Teratosphaeriaceae. The transcript has 4 exons.